AUGGAAAAGUCGCGCGUGGCUCAGCCCAUCUGGCCCAUCCACGAACCAUCACAUUGCUUUGAGCACACGACAUCCGAAAACCGGAAAAUAAUUCCUAUACAGAGAAACGUUCCUGGAAUGGACGAAGGCUUACAACUCGUUUUUCGGGAUCCAUGGCAUACGAAAUUGCUUUCGGGGCCUCAUGCACUCGUUGGUCGCUCAAGUCUAAUUUCAAAUGGGACUCCUGUAGACCUGAGGGUUCUCUGUGCACGGAAUCAUGAUGGCACCCAACAAACGAAUCCGGAUGAUCUGAUCACGAAUCUGAAGGCCAUGAUUGGACUAUUUGACCGCACCUGUAUUGUGCUCGAUGCGCUUGACGAAAGCACUGGCUCAGAGCGCAAGGGCACUCUAAAAUUCUUGGCCGAAAUGAAGAGUUGGAACCCCCAAACCCCGCGCGCCCUGGCCACCAGUACACUAGACAGCGACCCUCAACUGCGGAAAUGGGGGACUAGCGAGAAAGUGUUGAUCAGAGAAAUCCUCGUCAAACAUGCAGAUGGGAUUCAGAUAGCUUUAAUACUGACGGGGACUUGGCAUGUAAGGGUUCAAUGGAUGCUGGACGCAACGUAUGGAUACAUACUGGGAAACGUCCCGGAGAAUAACCAAGAGAAGUUCCAUCGGAUCCUGCAGUUCCUAUGUGUCUCAGAGCGUCCGAUGCUUCUUAGUGAACUCACUGAGGUUGUCAAAGUGGCUAUAAAUCCUGAAAGAAAGGCGCAUUACGACUCCGGGAACCGCAUGCGCAAUCCAUGGGAUGUGCUCACAAUCUGUGGCAGUUUGGUCUCUCUAUCGGCCAGUCUAGUUGGUAGCGCUUUGCAGUUCGGCCGGAGGCGCCAUGAACCUCUCGAAACUGGCGCAGUACGAAUCAUCCGGUUAUCGCGCUUUUCCGUUGUUGAAUAUCUGUUCUCUGAACGGAUUCGAACAGGUAGAGCAUCAGUCUAUAGUGUCAAUGCCGAGCUGGCCCAUAAGUCUAUUGCCAUGGCAUGUCUUGCCUAUCUGAUGCAAGUCGACACAGACGAGCUGGAUGAGAAAGAGAUGAAAGGAGGGCAGGAUGUCUCCCUAGCUUCAUAUGCGGCACAUACAGAAUUUCCAGAUAUCUCAUGGUGGUUAUUAGCCGAGGACGCUAAGGUCACUGGUGAAGCUCAGUAA
This is a messenger RNA of Heterobasidion irregulare TC 32-1, 1182 nucleotides long. RefSeq lists its product as uncharacterized. The transcript is spliced from 6 exons. Bases 1 to 1182 code for a protein of 393 amino acids. The record is from RefSeq and is a predicted model, not a curated record. NCBI's taxonomy places the organism in Eukaryota, Fungi, Basidiomycota, Agaricomycetes, Russulales, Bondarzewiaceae.